UCUCCUGGUGUCUGCUGGGAGUAGCUGCCCCUCUUCUCUUGUUUCUAGUUUCAAGACAGCCUUCUGACUCGCCCCUCUGAGCUCUCAUGCAAGCCAAGCCUCACCCUCUAUUAGCUGUAGCCUUGAGAGCCAGCUCCACUACAGCACCAGGUGGGACUGGGAGGACGGAGGGGUACCUGAGGGUAAGGAGCGCUUCUCCAGAAGAAGGAAAGGCGAAGCUCAGCAGCACGAAGCCACCCGCGGCCUGCACUCACCAGUGUGCAGGGCUUGUCUCAGCCAAGCCUGCGCAGCUUCUCAGUGUUUCCAAGGAGCUCUCCCUGGCAAUGGAACAGACGGAACCAAGGGGCUUGAAUGUGUUCUAAUGGCCGAUGACUACAGAAAAUGAACUGGAACCUAUUUAGAUCACUGUAUUGCAUGAGCAUGAGAGUGAUGUUCUCAUCUUUUUUUUUUUCCCCUAUUGGAUCUUCUUAAGAAAAUGGAAUACCCUUGAUACGGUAUCUAAAAAUAAAAAUAUUUAAAAGAUGCUUCAAAGAAGAUGAAAAGUGGGCUUAUAUUUGUAAAAUUGGUUAACCCGUGUUCAGGGGAAGGAACCAUUUACUUGUUCAAUAUGUGUCAACAGCAGCUGUUUGAAAUAAAAGUUUUCAAGGAAAAACACCAUUCUUGGUUUAUAAAUCAAUCAGUCCAAUCAGGAGGUCUUCUCCACUUUGCCACACCCAUGGACCCUCUAUUUCUGCUUCUCCACUACCUCAGAAAGACUGGUAAAGAGGGAAAAUUCCAGCCCCUAAAUCAAGUUGUGGUGGAUGACAUGUUUCCAAAUUGCAUCUUGUUGCUGAAACUUUCUGAUCUUGAGAAGUUACUUCGACAUGUGACGGAGGAGAAAGAAAUAGACAAAAAGAAAUAUUACAAGUACAGCAAAGAGAAGACAAUAAAGUGGCUGGAAAAAAAGGUUCAUCAGACCGUAUCAGCCUUAAAAACCAAUAACAUAAAUGUCAGUGCCCGGGUACAGGCAAAUGCAUUUUUCUCUGGGGACCAGGUUUCCAGUGACAAGGAAGAGGAUUAUAUUCGUUAUGCUCAUGGCCUGAUAUCUGAUUACAUCCCUAAAGAAUUAAGUGAUGACUUAGCGAAGUAUUUAAAUCUUCCAGAAACUUCAGCAUCGUUGCCAAACCCUCCAUCAAAGAAAGUAAAGUUAUCUGAUGAGCCUGUAGAAGCAAAAGAAGAUUACACUAAGUUUAACAGGAAAGAUUUGAAGACUGAAAAGAAAAAUAGCAAAAUGACUGCAGCUCAGAAGGCUUUGGCUAAAGUUGACAAGAGUGGAAUGAAAAGUAUUGAUUCCUUUUUCGCUACAAAAAAUUUAAAAAAAAUUGGAGAGAUCUGAAACUUUGGAAAAUGAAAUCUAGCCAAAAUAUUUGCCUGUUCCAUGUUCCAUUUUUGUCCUUCCCCCACACCACUGUGCCUCCUGACCCUUAAUUACCACCUUUUGGGAAAAAAAAAAAAAUGAGGGCAAUUUUCAGAGUCAAACAUUUCUUGGUAUUUGGUUUUUGUGUUUCUGAACAAAAUGUGGGAAAGUCAUUGUGUAACUUCAUGGCUUGUAGCCUUCAGACUCUUGUUUGACAUCAUGAAAAGUAAUCAAGUGAAUAGAGUUAGCCUCUAGCUAGCAUCACAGUUUCCUCAAUAAACUGGCGUGUGACAAUA
Molecule: messenger RNA, 1692 nt
Organism: Enhydra lutris kenyoni (northern sea otter)
Lineage: Eukaryota; Metazoa; Chordata; Mammalia; Carnivora; Mustelidae
Product: ribonuclease H2 subunit B
Exons: 12
Coding region: 536-1375 (279 amino acids)
Biological process (GO): RNA catabolic process; ribonucleotide metabolic process
Cellular component (GO): ribonuclease H2 complex; nucleoplasm
Source: RefSeq, a predicted model, not a curated record